CUUCCAUUGGGCUUAGAUAUGCCAGAAAACAGUCUCGAGCUCCUCAAUUUUCCGAAGGAACUACCAUCAGGUCUUGAUGGCGAAUUGCAGCGAAUAUCGACUUCUCGAGCUACAGAUUUCGCCUCAUUCCAACACCACUGUCAUUGGCUUUGGCCUUCCAUUUCAUGGAGCGAACGCGACUGUUGACAAUUGGGUCAAUAAACACGCUCUAAAUGCUGGGGUAGCUCCCUUGUGCUUCAAAUCCCUCUUCUUCUUCUUUUUUCUUUUCAACUCGCUUUCCUUCCUCCUUCAUCUGCCAUCUCUUGAAUUUACGUACAGAGAUUUCUCUUCUUUUCACAGCAACCUCUUCCUUUCACGUCAGGCGGCACGAGGUAUAUCGUGCAGUCAUGCUCCAUCUCUAGCGCGACUCCAUAUCUAACGAACUCUCCAUUAACGCUCUCCCGAAACGACCACAGGUCCAUUCAACAUGACCAGCAACAGAUUUCGCCUCAUUUCAACACCACUGUCACUGGCUUUGGCCUUCCAUUUCAUGGAUACGGUGAGGACCACAUGGCCUCGCUCCUCCCCUCUGCUAUUGUGUGAUGCCUGGG
Messenger RNA from Fusarium oxysporum Fo47, 590 nucleotides. RefSeq lists its product as uncharacterized. The record is from RefSeq and is a predicted model, not a curated record. The transcript has a single exon. Lineage: Eukaryota; Fungi; Ascomycota; Sordariomycetes; Hypocreales; Nectriaceae. The coding region runs from base 77 to 418 and encodes 113 amino acids.